Molecule: messenger RNA, 1879 nt
Organism: Ornithodoros turicata
Lineage: Eukaryota; Metazoa; Arthropoda; Arachnida; Ixodida; Argasidae
Product: beta-1,4-mannosyl-glycoprotein 4-beta-N-acetylglucosaminyltransferase-like
Exons: 2
Coding region: 217-1632 (471 amino acids)
Biological process (GO): N-acetylglucosamine metabolic process; protein N-linked glycosylation
Cellular component (GO): membrane
Molecular function (GO): beta-1,4-mannosylglycoprotein 4-beta-N-acetylglucosaminyltransferase activity
Source: RefSeq, a predicted model, not a curated record
CAGUAUGCCGGUUGCGUUUAUGGUGUGCGUUCCUCCUCCUCCCGGAAUAACUAUGUAGCAUCAUUGCUCGUGGUGGACGAUGCCGCUAGAAGGUAGAGGAGUUGCUACUUCUGACCCAAGAAACGAGGUCAGUCCACAUGACCGACGUUCCCGGUCGAUCUCGUCAAGGAUCCGGAAGGAGUUCUUCACCGCGAUGGCUAGUCCAUUACGCGUCUGAUGAAUGCGUCAGUGAUAAAAACACUUCGCGUCCUCUUUCUUCCUUUCGUCUGCACAGUCUUCCUGAUUGCCCACUUCCACCAGAGCCAACCCUACCUACAACCAUCAACCAAGAUCACCAUCACCAACGACAGUGUUCAAGCCACUGUGCCCGUGGGCAUCUCCCGUACCCUUACACCUACUGGAAAGCGAACCAGCUACACUCGUCAGCUGCAUGUUGAUAACAGCUUCAUGAAUGGCAGCACCUCAGCAACCGUCAAAGAUUUCCCGUUCCAGCACUAUGACCCUGUGAAUCCCCCACUGUUCAUACUGAAGAAUGACACAAAGAAAUAUUUCGUGAACUUUUCCCAUGGCACAUGCUUCCUGAGGGGAACUAAUCUGAGUUCGAGCAACCGAACUUGUGUCUGCCUUCCACGAUGGUCUGGUUCCGAUUGCAGCGUCCCAGAGGCUGUUUUGGCAUCACAAAAAUUCAAGAGGAAAUAUACGAACAAGUCUAUAAAAAGGCGAUCUUCUCCGAGACGGGUCAUCAACGCCCUCAACAUCAAUCACGAAAUGGAUAUGUUAGAAAUAAGGGUUCACGAACUCAAUGACGUUGUCGACGUUUUCGUGAUAUGCGAGUCAAACUACACAGCUUACGGAGAACCGAAGCCCCUGUAUCUCCUAAGAAAUCUUCGGAACGGUUUCUUGAAAGAGUUCCAGCACAAGAUAGUUUACGUCUGGCUGGACCACUUCCCAGAAGGCGGAAAAGAAGACGGUUGGAUCGCGGACAGUUAUUUGAGAACUUUUUUAUGGAAACAAGGAAAGACACAACUCUCUGGGCUUAGAGACGACGAUUUGUUUAUUUUAACGGACGCGGACGAGAUUCCGCGAGCGGAAGUGGUUGCCUUCUUGAAGAACCACGACGGUUUUGGCGAGCCCAUCUCCUGGAGGCUCCGAUGGCACGUCUUCGGGUUCUUCUGGUUGAACUUUAUGGAACACGUGGAGGUUUCCGCAGCGUGUACCAUAAAGUAUCUCAGAGAGGCGCUCAAGGACGAUGCCAUUAAUGUGCGAAGUGGGAAGUUGCCGAAGGAUGCGCAGCCAUGGCAGAGAGCCAUGAUGGAUGAAUGGACUAUUGGUCAGAACAGGGGACAGAACGGUGGAUGGCAUUGUUCUUGGUGUUACAAGACAGAGGAUGUGAAAAUUAAGCUGGUGUCAGCUCAGAAGAGCGAUGGUACACGUUGGGGUGACUUUCCGGAAAAGAUGGAAACGAAAUAUCUCUUAUCAUUGGUGAAAGAAGGACGGUGGUUCAAUGGGAAAAAGAUUGGACUGAGAAGCCACGUUGACAGUACGACGACACCGGCCUACGUGCUGGCACAUCCGGAUAAAUUUUCGUACAUGUUAGCUCCACCGGGUGAAGUUUUCAUGAAGCGGUCAUGAAACUGGUGAAUGGUCUGCGGAUAAUGGGAGCAACAGUGAGUGCGAGUGACAUGUAGUGAACGGGUACAUAAUCAUACGGUGUCUUACUAGUUAAGAAUUCUGGACAGAUUGUAUUUACAUCUUUUUAGUCCAUAUGCGCAUAGGUUUUUAAUAUUAUACUCUUUUUAGUUUUGGCGACGAUGCCAUACAACGGAAAGAGGUCAUGAUUAAAUGGUUUUAACGAUCUAAACAGUGCGUGAAAACUAAC